Messenger RNA from Mesorhabditis belari, 432 nucleotides. The record is from the annotation of a GenBank genome assembly. NCBI's taxonomy places the organism in Eukaryota, Metazoa, Nematoda, Chromadorea, Rhabditida, Rhabditidae.
AUGGGCAAAUCAAGCUUGCUUUUGUUCAUCGUAUUGAUCAACGACAUCUUAAACAUUACCGCCUGUCCAACGAAUCUCACCACCACCACAACACCGCCGAUUUUUGUUAGUGAUAGAGCAAGAGAGUGCUGGAGGGAAUGCCAGGAAAGUACGGAUGAAAUGAACAUCUUCAACUUGUGCACUUACAAUUUCGUUUUAGAGGAAACAUUUGUUAACCCCUAUUACAGUUGCACGUUUAGGCAUCCGGAGUGCGAGGAGGCUUGCCACAAUUGUCUUGGACCCGGCAACUCAAUUUGUGUCAUCUCAAGUCGAGUGUCAAAAUUUUUCGAUUACGUGUGUGAUUGCGAACAGAUGUGUGAAUGUCCAGAAAGCUGCAAAAAACGAGGGAUUUGUAUUACAGACCAUGACAGAUGUCUGUGUAAGCCUGAUCAU